AUGCUUCCAAAGGAGAUUGGUCAUCUGGGGCAGGGGAUCGAGUCGUUCCUCUCUCGAAGGUUCGAGAAUGCCCCACCUGCGUUUGUGGUGAUGGACGUGAUGAUGAACUGGAGCAAACACAUUUUCAAGAAAGCCAACAUACCUCUGGCGCCUACGCAGCUGCCUGCAAUGGAGUAUGUUGCGUGGAAUGCUGGUGUGGAUGACAUGCCCGGGCUGCCGGAGAGCAUGGCCAUGAGGUAUUCGGAGACUAGGAGACAGGAUCGCCGACAGCAUGAGCAGAGUGAUGGGGGGAGAAUAGUGCAUCAGCCAAGUUGGGUGGAUGAGACGGAAGGCUCUACUGCUCUGUUAAUCAACACUUGUGAAGGUCUUGAAUCUCCUUUUCUCAUGUAUCUUACAGGACAAGUAGAGAAGCCUGUUUUCGGUGUGGGACCAUUGCUGCCGGGGACGUUCUGGGAGUCAAUUGGCUCGGUUAUGCAUGACCGAGAUAGCAGGCCGAGGCGUGAGACUAACUACACGGAAGAUGAGGUGAUCCAGUGGCUGGACUCGAAGCCAGGUGGGUCGUCAUCUACGUGUCGUUUGGUAGCGAGGUGGGCCCGUCUAUGGAGGAGUAUGAUGAGUUGGCAGAGGCAUUGGCGGAGACGGAGAAGCCGGGUCAUCCAGCCCGGAGCUGGACGUUCUAGCCCGCCUGCCAACUUUUUUGGCGGGAGAGCUGUUGGAAAGAUAACUUGA
This is a messenger RNA of Salvia splendens (bonfire salvia), 729 nucleotides long. Its product is annotated as mogroside IE synthase. The record is from RefSeq and is a predicted model, not a curated record. The coding region runs from base 1 to 729 and encodes 242 amino acids. The transcript has a single exon. Gene Ontology annotation, molecular function: UDP-glucosyltransferase activity. Lineage: Eukaryota; Viridiplantae; Streptophyta; Magnoliopsida; Lamiales; Lamiaceae.